Messenger RNA from Cuscuta campestris, 875 nucleotides. The record is from the annotation of a GenBank genome assembly. Lineage: Eukaryota; Viridiplantae; Streptophyta; Magnoliopsida; Solanales; Convolvulaceae.
CCCUGCAAAUUUAGAAACACCACCCUUAGGACCCAUUUUCUUCUUGUCCUUCCCGCCAUGUGAAGAGCCCGACAGAUGUUCUACAAUAUUUACCUUAGCCCCUCCACCUCUUCUGGCAAGCCCUUCCUCUCGGAUCUUCAACCGCGUGAGCAGUUGCUCCAGAUUCAGCUCCGUUCAUUUGAGCUUGAGGUCGGCUUAGAUGUCUUCCCACGACCGGGGAAGUUUGUGGAUGGUGGCCACCACUUGGAAGGCCUCGCUGACGCCUACUUUUUCUUCAUUGCAUUUGUUGAAGAUUACCAUAAGCUCCUCAGCCUGGGCGACAACAGAUUUGCUGUCGACCAUCUUGUAGUCCAGCAUCUUCCCGACGAUGAACUUCUUCGUUCCGGCAUCUUCAGCUUGAUACUUCUUGUUCAAGCUAUUCCAAAGCUCUUUUGCAAGCUUAGCACCGGCAUAGACGGGGUACAAUGUAUCUCCCAGCCCUUCAAGAAUAAUAUUGAUGGCGAGAUAGUUGUUGUGGUACCACGCUUGGUUGACCAUCGCCACAAGGGGGUCGUUGGCUUCAUUGGGCUGGGGGGAUCUUGCUGCAGGUACUCAGCAAAUCCUAGGACGGUAAAAAAGAACAUCAUCUUUUGUUGCCACAUUUUGAAGUUCGUGCCAUUGAACUUCGGUGGCCUUUGGACCGAGCUAGCAGGCACUGAGAUAGCCCCAACUGCAUUGGGCGUAUAGAGGAAAGGCCCGUUGCUCGCCCAAUGCGGUCCAACAAACGGAUUGACCGGUGCGGGGAAACCCGCGUUCGGUCCAAAGUUGACCAUUAAGGCCGAAGCCAUGGUCGGUCCAACAAACGAGUUCGAAUUGCCGACGGGGUAAUUCCCCGU